Messenger RNA from Xylona heveae TC161, 771 nucleotides. RefSeq names its product UbiE family methyltransferase. Gene Ontology annotation, molecular function: methyltransferase activity. Lineage: Eukaryota; Fungi; Ascomycota; Xylonomycetes; Xylonales; Xylonaceae. The transcript has 2 exons. The record is from RefSeq and is a predicted model, not a curated record. The coding region runs from base 1 to 771 and encodes 256 amino acids.
AUGUCAGAAGGUCAGGCCAUCUAUACUUCUGGUCACCAUGAUUCCGUGCUGGCGCUCUCACCGGUGGCGCACUGCACAAACUCUGCUGCCUACCUUCUCAAGCACCUAAGACCCGAUUUUGCUUCAAUGGUACCGGGUGGACGGGUAGUUGGGCUUGAAAAUGAGCCAUCUGUUCUCGAGCAGGGUCGGGCCGCGGCCGAGGAAAAGGGGAUCCGAAACGUUGAAUUCGUCGUUGGCGAUGUAUUCUCGUUAGAUUAUCCAGAUAAUUCUUUUGAUGUUGUUCAUUGCCAUCAAGUUUUGCAGCACGUUGGCGAUCCAGUUGCAGCCCUUCGAGAAAUGCGUAGAGUAGCAAAGCCCGGUGGACUUGUUGCUGCGCGCGAAGGAGAUUUCUCGACAAUGACGUGGUAUCCAGACAACGAAACACUCGGCUUCUGGAAAGAUUUGUACAUUCGUCUCGCACGUGCAAAUGGUGGAGAGCCCGAUGCGGGGCGUCGACUUCAUGUUUGGGCCAAUAAAGCCGGCUUUGACUGGUCUGAGCUUGAUUCGUCAUCAAGUACUUGGCUGUUUCGACAUCCAGAUGAUCGUCUAUGGUGGAGCUCCAUGUGGGCAGAUCGAACCGUUGCGUCGCGCUAUGCUCAGGGUAGGAUCGAGCGAGGCUUUGCCACCAAACAAGACCUUGACAGGAUAGCUGACGAGUGGAGAUCCUGGGGUCAGGGCGAAGAUGCUUGGUUUACCUUUGUACAUGGAGAAAUUGUGUGUCAUGUUCGAUAA